Striga asiatica is the source of this 1287-nucleotide messenger RNA. NCBI's taxonomy places the organism in Eukaryota, Viridiplantae, Streptophyta, Magnoliopsida, Lamiales, Orobanchaceae. The record is from the annotation of a GenBank genome assembly.
AUUAAUUCAUUAAUUCCACCUUAUUCUUCUCAAUCUAUCUUCUUCUUCUUCGUCUCCCAUGAGAAGCAAAAAGGCUCGUGCCCUCGGGAUCCCGGUUAUAGAUCUUGCUCUCGAGAGGCCCAAAUUGUGCGAUUUAGUUGUAAAAGCAUGCGAAGAAUUUGGGUUUUUCCAGGUCGAGAACCACGGGAUUUCCUGGGAGGUGAUCUCUCGGGUCGAAAAGGAAGGCCUCGAGUUUUUCUCGAAGUCCGCAUGCGACAAGCAACGGGCCCGGCCCAGGCAGCCGAGCCCAUUUGGAUACGGCUGCAAGGAUAUUGGGUUCAAUGGUGAUAAAGGCGAGCUCGAGUAUAUUCUAUUGGAAGCCAAUCCUCAUUUGGUCUCACAGAGGGUCAAAUCUCUCUCCAGUGAUCCAACAAAGUUCAGUCGUGCAGUCAAUGAUUACGUCCGCGACGUCAGCAACCUCGCAUGUGACAUCCUCGAAAUCGCGGCCGAGGGCUUGUGGGUCCCCGACAAAUCCACUUUCAGCCACCUCAUCAGAAACCCAAGCAGCAUUGACUCGUGCUUUCGAAUCAACCACUACCCUUCGUCUGGUGACGUGGCAUCCGAUCAUCAUAAGCCGAGGAUCGGUUUUGGGGAGCACACGGACCCACAAGUGUUGACGAUCCUAUGGUCGAACGACGUUUGGGGGCUUCAGAUCUUGUCGGGGGACGGGUUGUGGGUCCCGAUUCCUCCUGACUCGGAAAAACUGUGCGUGUUGGUGGGGGACUCGUUGGAGGCGCUGACGAACGGGAAGUUCACGAGCGUGAGGCAUCGGGCGGUUUUGUCUUCGGGCUCGGUUGGGAAUAAUAAGAGGAUGUCGAUGAUGUAUUUCGCGGCGCCGUCGUUAGACGCGCGCGUGUCGCCAGUGGAGGAGAUGGUGUCGGAGGAGAAACCGAGCCUUUAUAGGGAGUUCACGUGGGGGGAGUACAAGAGGGCCGCGUACUUGUUGAGAUUGGCCGAUAAUCGACUCAAUAUGUUUAGGGUUUGAGAUUUUUGUAAUUUUUGCUUGUUUGAUUUUUUUGUUUUAGUUUUGGGGGGAAAUUAUUUGUGAUUGUUAUGAAUGUAGAAGAUAGGGCUUGGUGGAUGUAGUGUGUAGUUGAGCUUAUACGUGUAUGCAUGUUAUUGUGAGAGAUGGACGAGUUUUGAUGUGAGCCGUUGUCCUCAUCAAGAGAUGGAAGUAAUGUGAAAUGUGUGCUAGGUAUUUUUAGUUGAGUUUCCAUGAAUUAUAUUUAAGUUUUACUUAUUGAUAAG